Molecule: messenger RNA, 3644 nt
Organism: Striga asiatica
Lineage: Eukaryota; Viridiplantae; Streptophyta; Magnoliopsida; Lamiales; Orobanchaceae
Source: the annotation of a GenBank genome assembly
CCCUUAUAUCGUACUUUGUAUAUUAAUUAUUAUAAUUAUUGCAAUGUGAAUUGUGAUUGUAGUUUGUAAUCGAAUCAAAAAUAAAAUAAAAGAAAAAGAAGGAAUAUCUCAUAAAAGUGUAGCUUGGCUGCAAGUUUUUAGCUUCCUUUAUUUCCAUGUUGACCUCCAAAGCCACCAAAAAUCGUCUCUGAAUCUAUCCCCAGUUUCCGGGACUUUUUAUGCGCCAAAUAUUCAUCUCUAAUAUCUCAUUCAAUUUUUCAUUCUCUGUACACAAAUUUUUCCUUCUCCUCCUCCACACACAAUCAGUUUUACAUACAUAUAUUUCUGUUGUAAAUAAUUUGAUAUAUUUCAUUGUUCAAUGGAGCUAUCAUGUUCGCCGCCGCUCUCAGUCAACUCCUCGCUGAAUUCCGGCCCCUACUGCCGUGUAACUGUACCUACCUCCCACCGCCGCUGCCACGUGGCCCUUACAUUUCCCCCGAAUUGGCCUUCCUCGUCUUCCUACACCACGAAUCCUGUAAAUGCUUGCAGCACCAGCAGCUCGUCGUCCUACUUGGGGAUUUCCCUCGCCCGUCCCCGAUUGCGGCACACCUCAGCGCCGCUGAAGAAAUCCAGACGCUCGGUGGUCGUGGUUGCUGGAAUCUUCGAGCGGUUCACGGAGCGUGCGAUCAAGGCGGUGAUGUUUUCCCAGAGAGAGGCCAAGGCUCUAGGCAAGGAUAUGGUGUACACGCAGCACCUGCUCCUGGGCCUUAUAGCGGAGGAUCGUGCCCCAAACGGGUUCCUGGGAUCCGGCAUCACCAUUGGUGUCGCGCGAGAAGCUGUUCAGAGUUUGUGGCAAGGAGACUAUCGGAAUAGCGGGAGUCAAUCCGAGAUUUCGGCCACGGAUGUACCGUUUUCUGCUGGUGCGAAGCGUGUUUUUGAGGCGGCUGUUGAGUACUCAAAGACGAUGGGGUAUAAUUUCAUAGCCCCAGAGCACAUCGCCAUGGGGCUGUUCACGGUUGAUGAUGGCAGCGUAAAUCGUGUGUUGAAGAGAUUAGGAGUAAAUGUGAAUCAUUUGGCCGCUGAAGCAGUCUCCAGACUUCAAGGUGAGCUUGCCAAAGAAGGAAGAGAACCAUCUUCCCCUGCAUUUAGGAAGUCACAAAAUAACAUAUUUCCUGAGAAAGCUACUCAUGCUAAAUCCCUUGAAAUGGCAAGAGAAAAAAAGGCUCUUGACCGUUUCUGUGUGGAUCUCACCGCCCGUGCUAGCAGUAGAUCAAUUGAUCCUGUAAUUGGUCGAGAGACUGAAGUACAGAGGAUCAUUCAAAUUCUUUGCCGAAGAACUAAGAGUAAUCCAAUUCUUCUUGGUGAAGCUGGAGUUGGGAAGACGGCAAUUGCAGAAGGACUGGCUAUAAGCAUUGCUGAUGGAAAUGUUCCUUCGUUUCUUAUGAAAAAGCGCAUAUUGUCCUUGGAUAUAGGUCUACUAAUAGCAGGAGCAAAGGAGAGGGGUGAGUUGGAGGCACGUGUUACUUCGUUGAUAAAGGAGAUUAAGAAGUCAGGAAAUGUAAUUCUCUUUAUUGAUGAGGUCCACACACUUAUUGGUUCUGGCGUAGUAGGAAAAGGAAACAAGGGAUCUGGUCUAGACAUAGCCAAUAUAUUGAAGCCACCCCUUGGACGUGGUGAAUUGCAGUGUAUUGCAUCGACAACAAUGGACGAAUUCAGAUUGCAUUUUGAGAAGGAUAAAGCUUUGGCCCGAAGAUUUCAGCCUGUCUUGAUUGAUGAACCAACUAGUCUUACCACCUUCUUUGCUAUGUGUUUUGGCAUCUUCCAGGAAGAUGCAGUUCAGAUUCUGUUGGGCUUGCGAGAGAAGUACGAAUAUCAUCACAAAUGUGCAUACACUAUGGAGGCCAUAAAUGCUGCGGUGUAUCUAUCAUCAAAAUAUAUUUCAGAUAGAUAUCUUCCUGAUAAAGCUAUUGAUCUUAUCGAUGAGGCAGGAAGUAGAGCUCGUAUGGAAGCAUCUAAAUUGAGAAAGAAAGAGCAAACUUCAAUACUUUCUAAGUCACCUAGCGAUUACUGGAAGGAAAUCAGAGCUGUUCAGGGCAUGCAUGAAGCAUCACUGGCAACAGAACUGACUGAGAAUGAUAACAUUUCAAAAGUGGAGGAGGAUGAAAAAGUCAAUCAAAAUCUUUCUGGGGCACGCUCAUUGUCAGAAGAUGAAAUCUCGGUGAUUGGCCCUGACGAUAUAGCUGCUGUUGCUUCGCUCUGGUCAGGAAUCCCAGUUAAGAAGCUAACAGCUGAUGAGAGAAUGCUUCUGGUGGGUCUUGACGAGCAGCUAAAGAGACGAGUAAUUGGCCAAGAUGAGGCUGUUGCUGCAAUAAGUCGGGCUGUCAAGAGAUCUCGUGUUGGCUUGAAAGACCCGAACAGACCAAUUGCUUCCAUGAUCUUCUGUGGCCCCACUGGUGUUGGGAAAACUGAACUCGCCAAAGCUUUGGCCGCAAGUUAUUUCGGUUCUGAGUCUGCUAUGCUAAGAUUGGACAUGACUGAAUAUAUGGAGCGACAUACUGUAAGCAAGUUAAUUGGAUCUCCCCCAGGUUACGUAGGCUAUGGGGAAGGAGGUAUCCUUACGGAAGCUAUAAGAAAACGGCCUUUCACCAUUGUGUUGUUAGAUGAGAUUGAGAAAGCUCACCCAGAUAUAUUCAACAUCCUCUUGCAGUUAUUUGAAGAUGGUCACUUGACAGAUUCUCAGGGUCGGAGAGUGUCAUUCAAGAAUGCACUAGUAGUAAUGACUUCCAAUGUGUGGUCCGCUGGCAUCGCGAAGCCGAGGCGUAGAGGAAAUCUCUUCGGUCUUUUUCCUGAGAGGGAUACCGAUAGCGAUGAAGAUGAAUCGAGUUCUUAUUCUAGGAUAAAAGCUCGGGUGAUGGAAAAGUUGAAGCGUUACUUCCGGCCAGAGUUACUCAACAGGAUUGACGAAGUAGUUGUGUUCCGUCCUCUCGAGAAACCUCAGAUGCUCGAGAUAUUGGACAUAAUGCUGCGUGAGGUGAAAGAACGUCUCAACUCUUUGGGUAUCGGACUUGAGGUGUCUGAGCCAAUCAAGAACUUGAUAUGCAAGCAAGGUUACGACAGGAGUUAUGGUGCCCGGCCUCUCAGGCGAGCUGUCACACAAAUUAUUGAAGAUCGCGUAAGUGAAUCUCUACUCUCUGGGGAUUACAAGCCUGGUGACAUUGCUUUUAUUUAUUUGGAUGGUUCUGGAAAUCCGGUCGUUAUAAAUAAGUCGAACCAAGAUUUCCAAUUGUCAGAUACGAGUUCUGAACUACAGGGGCUCAACCCAUCACAGUGAGUUUGUUGACUGAAAAUUACAUCAUUGAGUAGCUCUUUGUACAAAUUAUGAUCAUCAGCGUGUAUAGAAACCCUGUAUCGAACUUUGUUUCCGACUAUAUGAGUAAUGGCCUUAGUUGUAUGUAUUGUUGUUACUGAGUAUGAGACGACUUUGAAAGGGGUAGAGCACAUCGCACCGCAUCUACUAUCUGGCGAACCAUUGAUAGCGUGGAGAAAUAUUAAUGUACUAGUAUUUAUCUAAUGUGUUUACUUGUGUAGACUUUAAAUCAUUUAGGGUAGAUAAGAAUUCUGUUAUGUCUGAUUUAGUAUCUUAAAAAUAUGACCGCAUACAAUCG